This is a messenger RNA of Blepharisma stoltei, 2495 nucleotides long. NCBI's taxonomy places the organism in Eukaryota, Ciliophora, Heterotrichea, Heterotrichida, Blepharismidae. The record is from the annotation of a GenBank genome assembly.
AUGAGCUCACGAACCCGUCGCAUAUCGCAAGAUUCACAAGAAAACCAAAUCAUUGAAGAGAGAAUUGUCAAGGUCAACGGAGACGUCGCAAUUAAGUCUUACACCAAAGGCAGAUUCCUCGGGAAAGGGGGGUUUGCCAAGGUGUACGAAUUUUUGUCCCUGGACACUAAACAAGUUUUCGCAGCCAAAGUCAUCCCUAAGGCUUCUCUUUCUAAAGCAAGGGCAAGGCAAAAGUUGAUGAGCGAAAUUAAAAUCCACCGGUCUUUGCACCAUACCAAUAUAGUUCGUUUCGAGCAUUUUUUUGAGGACGACGAAAACGUUUAUAUACUGCUCGAGCUCUGUGCCAACCAGACUCUUAAUGAGCUGAUGCGCAGAAGGAAGCGGCUGACAGAAAUUGAAGCCCAGUGCUACCUGUCGCAAACAAUUUCUGCAUUAAAGUACUUGCAUGAACAUAGAGUAAUUCAUAGGGAUAUCAAGCUGGGAAAUUUGUUUUUGACUGACAAAAUGGAGCUGAAAUUAGGGGAUUUUGGCUUGGCGACCAAGCUGGAGUUUGAUGGGGAGAGGAAAAGGACGAUCUGUGGGACGCCGAAUUAUAUCGCCCCAGAGGUGCUGGAUGGAAAGCAAGGCCACAGCUAUGAAGUCGAUGUAUGGAGCCUUGGAGUGCUUGCAUAUACUUUAUUAGUAGGAAAGCCGCCUUUUGAGACGUCAGAUGUGAAGACUACUUAUAGAAGAAUAAAGAUGAAUGCCUACGCAUUCCCUGACCAUGUCUCAGUAUCUGAUGAGGCAAAAUCAUUGAUUUCGAUGAUGCUUACUAAUGACCCUGCUAUGAGGCCAACACUAGACCAGGUGCUGGAGCAAUCCUUUUUUACGAAAAACGUAAUUCCUAAAUUAAUGCAAGCUGGGACAUUGGCUAUUCCACCUUCGUCAAGCUAUAUAAAGCAAUUCGAGCUCCCAACCCAAGCUAUCAGAGGCCGCCCAGAAUCUGCAAAAAUGCAGUCUAAAACAGCGAGGUCUUCAUCAUUAACUCCGACAGACAAUGAAAAUGGCAAGACAACCACAAGGGAAGGGACUGCAACUGCUCGUGGAGGGUCAAGAGGCAGCUCUCGUGAAAGGACUCCGGAGCUGGGAGCAAGUGGGAAUACGGCAAGGAAAACAGCUUGCUAUUCUUCUUACAUUCCGCCUGAUAAUGGAGAAGGUCCUCAAGUUUGGGUAAAAAGCUGGGUUGACUACUCAAGCAAAUAUGGUUUAGGAUAUUUAUUUUCAAAUUCCUGUGUGGGAGUCUUCUUUAACGACUCCACUAAAAUAAUUGCAGACCCAGCUGGCUCCUUUUUCCAGUAUAUCCAUAGAACAGGCCGCUCAAGAGAUGAAGAAAUUACGACGUACACCCUCGAUACUUUUCCAGACGAGCUAAAAAAGAAAGUUACAUUACUGCAGCAUUUCAGAAAGCAUUUAUCUAAGGAUGAGCCUUCUACAAAGCUGGAUAUGACUCAGCCUUUGAUUUAUGUCAAAAAAUGACUCACGACAGCCCAUGCUAUUUUGUUCAGGUUAAGCAAUAAAGUAGUCCAGGUAAAUUUCCAGGACAAGACAGAACUAAUAUUGUGCAGCGAAAGCAAAGUGGUGACUUAAAGGUUAAGUUAGGUUAGGUCAGGCUAGAUUAAGUGAUUAAAGUCAGGCUCAGCCAUAUUAGUGACGCAGCCAUCAAAGACCUCCCAUAUAGGCGAUUCAACCGCUUUUCGACUCCAGCCCAGAAGGUCUUUUCCUGGAAGGUGGAUGCCACUUCUGGUAUAUUCUGUCUCCUCCUUGCCUUGAGGCUUACGUCUUGAGUAGACGGCUUAUAGAUUUCUGCAGCCCUGCUACGGGCGAUUGGAGUACCUUGAUUGCAAGGAUUCUUGGAGUCUAUCGGUUGUUGAAGUGCCUUCUUUCGAUAGCUACAGAAAAAGACUCUACUCCAGUUUCUAGGUAGAGGAAUGCCCAUGGGCCCUCGUAUUCAAAUGACGUUGUUGAGCACCUUCGCUUACAACCACAGGAAAGCAGCCAAAACCUACCAGGAUAUACAUUUUUGAGGCUGCACUUAAUUCUCGGCUUGCAGUCAAUCCAGCUCACUGUAGGAAUGUCUGGACUGUGCGCAAAGAGGGCAAGUUGACACAUGUCGCCGUUUUAAUUAUAUUGGUGACUUUAGGUAUGAGGUAAAAUUACAGUAAAUUUUUCUUAUGAAAUUAUCUGCUUUUUAAUCUAAAACUAGAUCUUUUAUUCCAUUUUACAGAAAAAAAUUAUUGUAAUUUGCCUGGAAAAUUUAUGUAUACCCAGUGACUUAUAUGAACAAGCUAGGAGAAAGAAGCGUGUAUCCUUUAAAUACAGCAAUGGAAAGCGGAAAUAACGAGAUGACAAAGAGACUGAGAUACACGAAAGAAGUUCUGACAAACAUGCUACAGCCUCAGCAGAGCGCUGGAACUGGAGAAUACAGGCCUCCAAUCACUGACCGUGAGAUAAUAUAA